AUGGCUGAUAUCAGACAAGCAAAAAUGUUUGAUAUACCAGCGAUUCAAGCUUUGGAAUUCCAAUGUUUCCCAGAGGAAGACCCUUGGGAUUAUUUUCUCUAUGAAGAAUAUUUAUUUUUUUGGCCACAACUUGUUUAUGUCGCAGAAGACCAUAAUACUGGUUGUGUUGUUGGAUAUGUUGUUGCUCAGACGGAAGGACAAGGUAUUGAAAGUCAUGGUUAUAUUGCAAAUUUAGGUGUUCUUCCUACUCAUCGUAAACUAGGGAUUGCAGAGAAACUCAUGAAUUCUGCUCACAACGCGUUAGUGCACGAGUAUGAGUGUGAUUAUGUUUCUCUUCACGUUCGUACAAAAGACCAUGGUACUGGUUGUAUUGUUGGAUUUGUUUUUGGUGAAAUGGAAGGAGAAGGUACUGAAACUCAUGGUUAUAUUGCAAAUUUAGGUGUUCUUCCUAGUCACCGUAAAUCAAGGAUUGCUAAGAAAUUGAUGGAUGCUGCUCAGAACGCGUUAAUACAAGAAUAUGGGUCUGAAUAUGUGUCUCUUCAUGUUCGUAAAAGUAAUCAAGCUUCAAUUAAUCUUUAUUCUGAAAAAUUAGGAUAUAAUUAUGAGAUUGCAGCUAAUUUUUAUGAAAACGGGGAAGAUGCUUAUGUUAUGCAGAAACAACUACAAGAAAAACAAACAGAUAUCCUGGGCACACACAGUACUGAUAGCGGUGACCGCCAUAAAUCAUCUGUUGUUGACUUGUUAUGGCAAGCAUUAUCCAAAAAAUCAUAA
Molecule: messenger RNA, 771 nt
Organism: Papaver somniferum (opium poppy)
Lineage: Eukaryota; Viridiplantae; Streptophyta; Magnoliopsida; Ranunculales; Papaveraceae
Product: N-terminal acetyltransferase A complex catalytic subunit NAA10-like
Exons: 2
Coding region: 1-771 (256 amino acids)
Biological process (GO): N-terminal peptidyl-glutamic acid acetylation
Cellular component (GO): NatA complex
Molecular function (GO): protein N-terminal-serine acetyltransferase activity; protein-N-terminal-glutamate acetyltransferase activity
Source: RefSeq, a predicted model, not a curated record